GUUCCUCCUGAAUCCACUGGAGACUCGAUGGAUGGCCGGGCACCUCGCCCUUCCUGCUUCUUCCUUCUCUCCUUCCCCACCCCCACCCCCACACUCUCUGCACCAACAGACUCUUUUACCGGACUUACCUACCGGGAGAAGCAGAGAAGGAGAAGUGUGUGGCAACUCCCCCCCAGUGAGAGGCACAGCCGGCACCAUGGAGGCCCCAAGGAAAAGCUGCUGGUGACCUGGGGCCCAGGCCUGAGCACUAUGGGACUUGCGGAGCCAGAGGCGGUUGGGCAGUCACAAGUGACCCUGCUUCCUGCGCUCAAUGGGAGUGACCCAAGAUACCGCAAUGUGGAUGGUCACUGGCCGGAGAUCCCAGAGAGGUCGCCAUGUGUGGCUGGAAACAUCCCUGUCAUAUAUUACAGUGUCCUGCUGAGCCUAGGACUGCCUGUCAACCUCCUGACUACAGUGGCCCUGGCCCGUCUUGCUGCUAGGACCAGGAAGCCCUCCUACCACUAUCUCCUGGCACUCACAGUUUCAGACAUCGUCACGCAAGUGGUCAUCGUGUUUGCGGGCUUCCUCCUGCAGGGAGCCGUGCUGGCCCGCCAGGUGCCCCAGGCUGUGGUGCGCACAGCUAACAUCCUGGAGUUUGCGGCCAAUCACGCGUCGGUCUGGAUUGCAGUUUUGCUCACAGUGGAUCGCUACAACGCCUUGUGCCGGCCCCUGCGCCACCGGGCUACCUCAUCCCCAGGCAGGACGCACCGCGCCAUUGCUGCUGUCUUUAGCACUGCCCUGCUGACUGGCAUCCCGUUCUACUGGUGGCUGGAUGUGUGGAGGGACGCAGACCCCCCCAGCACUAUGGACAAACUCCUCAAGUGGGCUCACUGCCUCAUCGUCUACUUCAUCCCCUGCAACGUUUUCCUGGUCACCAAUUCAGCCAUCAUCCUCCGGCUCCGGAAGAGGAGCCAGAAAGGGCUGCGUCCCUGGAUGAGCAAGAGCACAGCCAUCCUCCUGGGUGUCACCUCCCUCUUCGCUCUCCUUUGGGCACCGCGCAUCUGUGUCAUGCUGUACCACCUGUAUGUGGCCCCCGUUCACCGGGACUGGAGGGUCCACCUGGCCUUGGACAUAGCCAACAUGGUGGCCAUGCUCAACACAGCUAUCAACUUCGGUCUCUAUUGCUUCAUCAGCAAGACUUUCAGAGUCACAGUCCGGCAAGUCAUCCAUGAUGCCCACACGUCUUGCACCUUAAAGUCACAGCCAAAGGGCACGGUGAUGGAACUUGUGUUGAAGUCUGUAGGGGGAGAACUGUAGAGAAAGAGGACCAGGCUAGAUAUCCUGGGGGCCUCAGGGCCACCGGCAAAGAGGCCUUUGCAAUUGUUUUGUUUUGAUUUUUCGAGACAGGGUUUCUCUGUGCAGCCCUGGCCGUCCUGAAACUCGCUCUGUAGACCAGUCUGGCCUCAAACUCAGAGAUCCACCUGCCUCUGGCACCCAAGUGUUGAGAUGAAAGACACGUGCUCCCACUGCUGGGAGCACCUUUGCAAUUGUAUCUGUCAAAAAUUCUCCAAGUUUGCAAUCUGGGGAAGAGGAAAAGGCUCCCCCUUUGGGUGACUCCGGGUAGAAGGAAAAAAUUAGCUACCCUGUAGGUUAGUUUCAUCCCAAUUCCCACCUUCUAGGGAAAGGACCGGGCUCUGCUGGCCCACACAUCAGAACAGCUGCUGGGGUACCCCCUUUGAAGGGGCCUUUUGCCUGGCACAUACAGGGCAAACGUUAACGUGAGCCAAAUGGAUGAAUGUAAUGAUGGAUGGACGGACAGAUGCACGUAUUCAUGUGAACCUGGCCUGCCUCCCACUCCCUAAAGUGAUGGCCUCUUUGGCUUCUGGUGUUAAAGUUGGAGUCUGAAAAAGGAGGCUAUGAGCAGAGACUCAAGGCCUUUUCUGGGUUGAGGGAGCCAAUGAUUUUGGCUGAGCAAUGGGGGGGUGCCUAGAUAAGAAAUAAAGGUUCCCAGUGUCUUAACAAACAUUGGGUGUCCCCAGGCCUAACCCAUCCGGGAAGAAUCGAUCUGAAGUUGAUUCUAGGUUUCUCUUGCACCAGCACCACAGUGGGUCUAUGGGUCUUGCUUUGCCUUCAUCACCCCCGGGUACGAGAAACUGGUGUGUGUGUGUGUGUGUGUGUGUGUGUGUGUGUGUGUAGGUGACUUCAACCCCUGAGCCUUGGAGAAAGGUAUUUCUCCAGUAUAAGAAGGGAGGCAGAGCAGUUGGCUGAUGGGGCUGGAAAGUGUUCCCCACUCUCUGACCCCUGCUGGGCCAUUCUUGUUGGCUCUGCCUCUCCCUCCCCCCUCCCCCUUCCCCUCCUCCUCCCACUUUCCCCUUCUGGGGCUCAGCAGAAAGGGCUGAGCAGAUGGACAGCCCACCUGCUGCCGGCCUUGGGUAAACACAUUAGGGGCCAGCUGGUGCCCUUUCUGCUUCCCAGGCAGGCUGAGUUGACCUCUCUCCUAGAUAGGCUAAGCCCCACCUACCUUCACUGCCACUGUCUGGGUGAUGCCAGCUAAGGAGCGGAUGGAGGCCAGGUACACAGUUGGUGCAGAACAAAUGCUCAGCCCCCCACCCUUCCUCUCUCACUUGUCAGGAGAGUAGGAGCCUUCAACCAUGCGUGGGAAGAGGACAGCCAGAGUUGUCAUCCCUGUCCCUCAGCCACCACGCUCAACCCCAUUAAAUUCGGAAAAAGCAAAAACGUUUCCAAGUGUGUCACAGACACGGCUUGAACUGAGAGGUGAUGGUUUCCAGUCUCGAUGUGGCUUUGGUGUACUGGAGACGGCUAGGCUGCCCCUCCAGGGCUUUUUGGGGGUGGCGUGGGGUGCUUCUGGCUACACCCUGUGAGAGCAGAUGCGUGUGUGUUCUAGGCCAGCAGGUCUGGUUCUGAGACACACAGGAUGCUGAGAUGAGAAAGAGGCUAGGAGUCUGGGAACUGCCGGGGGCGGGCGUGCUCUGCCACCGUGGGCAUUGGGCAUCAGAGUCUCCGGUAUGCAUCCCCAGAUGUGUGUGGGGCAGGUGGACGCAUGGGUCUCUGUUACCUGCUGAGGGGAGAGGGUGCAGGAAACAAGGGAACCCCGGGAGGAAUGGACGGCGUCUGUCUCAGCUCAGACCAGUCCAUCCCCUACAUGGGGUCUCUGAGGAGAAAGCAAUAGUUGCCUUUGUGUUGGGGAAGUCCUGUGUAUAUGUCAAUAAAGCACUGCUGGCCAAUAGGAAUCUAGAUAGGUGGGGCUAGGAGUCCAGGAGGAUUCUGGGAAGGAGAAAC
Messenger RNA from Mesocricetus auratus (golden hamster), 3279 nucleotides. RefSeq names its product G protein-coupled receptor 142 (gene Gpr142). Gene Ontology annotation, cellular component: membrane. The transcript has 3 exons. Lineage: Eukaryota; Metazoa; Chordata; Mammalia; Rodentia; Cricetidae. Gene Ontology annotation, molecular function: G protein-coupled receptor activity. The record is from RefSeq and is a predicted model, not a curated record. Bases 28 to 1296 code for a protein of 422 amino acids. Gene Ontology annotation, biological process: G protein-coupled receptor signaling pathway.